CAACAGCACCACGCUCACUCUGCGCCGCGGACUCUGUGCGCGCUGCUGGUGGCCAUCUGCGCUCCUCGCAGCUCGUUUGUGGUGCACCGUGCGCACUUUGGGUCUGUUUGGACCGAGAGGAAGAUCGAAAAAGAAAAAAAAGAAAAAGAAGUAGAAAGAAAGAAGAAAGAAGGAACACAGCUACUGGAGCUACCUGCUGCUACAACCACAGUGAGCUUAGCGCUGGACUCAAAGAGAAAAAUCACCUGCCUGGAGGCGGCGACGGUAAAACUCUUAGACACACUUCAGGGACUAAAUUAGAAUCCUUUCAACUUUGGAUUAUUCUGCAGGUGGUUUAUAAGAAAUAGAGAAGUGGAUCUUUGCGCCAAGAGAAGAAACAACAUUUUUUUUUCUGCAAACGAUGCAGAUGCAGGUUUUUUCUUUCUUUUCUUUUUUUUCUGUUGCUUGUCCCCAAAGACAAAACUGAUGUGAUGCGUUUUGGGAACUGAGCUACAGCUGUUUGGAUGAACCAAGUCUGCAGCUGAGAGAAAGAAAGACAGAAAGAAAACAGUUUUUAUUCGCUGCUUGGACAAUUAAUUAAAAAAAAAAAGCAAAGAACACACCGAAGGGACGGAGGAGGGAAGGGGGAUAUGGAUGGUGUUGCUGGGCCUGAGGUUUGUGUGUUGGAGCAGCCUGCAGCUGGGAUGCGCUGUGCGUCCGAGCCGAGAAGUUUCACAUCAUGAUACGGAAUCAGAAGCGCUGCACCUGACCUGAAUGUAACACAACGUGAGCCCAGUCCACGAAGAUCUACCAUGUCCCCGGUACACGCCAGGAAGCUGACGCUGUGCCAGGCCCUGACCUUUGUCCUGCUGCUGGUCGCUCCCUCCUGCCUGUCCUCCCCGCAGAGCGCCUCCUGGGGUUCCACGUGGGGUCUCUCUUCCGAGUCCACGCCGGGACGUCCCGCGCGCGCACGGAGGCAGCUGCACUUCAGAAACGAGUGGGCGACGUGGAGCGGCUGGUCCGUGUGCUCGCGCAGCUGCGGGGGCGGAGCCUCAGUGCGGACACGCACCUGCAUCACCAGGAACCCAGUGGGUGGACCAUGUGCAGGAGAUCCCAGACAAUACAAGAUCUGCAACACGAAGGAGUGUCCUCCCGGCUCGGAGGACUUCCGAGAGAUGCAGUGCGCUGCCUUCAACGACAGACCGCUGGUGGCUGGAAACUCCUUCAGAUGGACCACGUUUCACGGAGGCUCUAACCCCUGUGAGCUCAGCUGUCUGGCCCUGGGGCACAACUUCUACUACAACUUUGGCCGCGUGCUCGAUGGCACCGCCUGCAGCCAGGAGUCUGGAGCCGUGUGUGUCAAUGGACGCUGUCUGACCCCCGGCUGUGACUCCGUCCUGGGCUCGAAGCAGCAGGAGGACCCCAUCUCCCUGCUCAGCUCCCUGCUCAGCUCCCUGCUCAGCUCCCUGCUCAGUUCACUGCUCAGCUCCCUGCUCAGCUCCCUGCUCAGCUCCCUGCUCAGUUCACUGCUCAGCUCCCUGCUCAGCUCCCUGCUCAGCUCCCUGCUCAGCUCCCUGCUCAGGGGGCCUUUCGGAUACAACGAGGUGGCCAUGAUACCAGCCGGAGCCACUCACAUCCGAGUCACCGAUAACAGCAGGAAUUAUCUCGCCCUGCAGAACGGUCGCUCCCAGUUUGUGAUCAACGGCAACUGGAAAAUCAGCGUUCCGGGCGAGUAUAACGUGGCCGGGACCAAGCUGCUGUACCGGCGCUCUGCAGACACCUGGGAGAGCUUCGAGGUGCCAGGACCGACCAAGGAAGACCUCCACCUGAUGGUUCUAGCGACGGACAAAAACCCAGGGAUCGAGUACGAGUACUGGCUUCCUCCGGACCAGUACGACCUGUACCACGGGCGGAGGAGCCCCCUGCGUCAGCCUCACCACACUGCCAGCUACCUCCCCUGGGAACAACCCACCACUCCAUCCACCACCACCACCACCAGCACCAGCAGCAGCAGAACCACCACCCAGCCUCCCCCCAGCACCACCCGACCGCUCUGGAUGUUAAGGCCGGUGAAGCCUCCGAGACAGUCUCCUCACCACGACCACCAGCCCAUCCUGCCUCGUCUGGAGCGGGAGGAGAACCACAGGAACCUCCUCCCUCAGCCCUCACCUGGAAGGCACUGUGGGAAAUGCCAGCGAGUAAAAGGCCGGCGCGAACGCCAGAGACAGUACUGUCAGAAGGACUUUGUUUUCCGGGCCCGAGUCCUGGGGAAGCUGUACAGGGGCGAGGAGACGCGCUACGACGUCCAGAUGAUCCACACCUACCGGAACCGCUUCCGCCUGGAGCACAGGGAGUUCCUGUGGGUGCCCAACGUCUGCGACUGCCCUCACCUGGACGUGGGGAAGCAGUACGUCUUCAUGGUGCGUCGCCACAUCAACUACGAGCACACGCUGAACCGCAUCCUGCUGGAGGAGGACAGCUACGUGGUGCCUUACCGGCCCAGGGAGGACGAGCAGCUGCGGCCGCUCGAAAGGCUCUGCAGCAACCGGGGACCCAAGCGUCCGGCGGAGCUGAGGGGACGAGCGUGAGAGGCGCAGAGCGAAGCCUCAUUCAUUCAUUCAUUCAUUCAUUCACUCAUUCAUUCACUCACAAGGCUUCACAUCAGACAUCAGAGCCUGAUGACUUUGAUCGUGGCACCGGAUCGUUUAGAGAGUUUCCUCCAGCCUCGACUGAAACACGUUCAGAAACCAAAAAGAAAAAGACAUUUAUUUAAAAGCCUGACCAGCUUACUGUACCAUAUAGAGCACUUUAGGUGGACGCGUGUGUCCACCUUUAAACACAUACCAAAGAGAAGAACAAGGACUGAAACAGCCUUUUUUUUUUUGCCUUUAUUUUUUUUGUAUCGUAUUUUUGUGUGUUAAGGUAAAAGAAAAAUCCACCUAAAUGUUUUCCUACAUAGACACACUGUCACAAAAACAAGCUGACUCCAUAAUUUAGAAGCUGUGGGUUUAUUACGGCAGCAACUGUCUGCGCCACCCAAGACAUCAGGUGUAAGAGAUUUGUUUUCCUGGGGGGGAUUUAAAACCGAGCUACUGAUUAAAUUAUGGGACGAAUCUAGAAGAUCCCAAAUUGCGUGUGCAAUCUAGAAUUUUGCGUGUGGGCUGGAGCGGUGGUUUGUCAGAGAUUUACUAAGACUGGUUGCGUAAAUGACAGACGCAUGUAAAUGAGUGUUUUUCAUGCGCUGCUGGUUUUCACCGUUACAUCAGGUGUCAGCUGAAGAGACACAUGA
This is a messenger RNA of Mugil cephalus (flathead mullet), 3268 nucleotides long. It is a transcript of the gene adamtsl5, whose product is annotated as ADAMTS like 5. Gene Ontology annotation, molecular function: metalloendopeptidase activity; protein binding. Gene Ontology annotation, cellular component: extracellular matrix. The transcript has 14 exons. Gene Ontology annotation, biological process: extracellular matrix organization. The coding region runs from base 792 to 2567 and encodes 591 amino acids. The record is from RefSeq and is a predicted model, not a curated record. NCBI's taxonomy places the organism in Eukaryota, Metazoa, Chordata, Actinopteri, Mugiliformes, Mugilidae.